AUGCCACGACUGUCAGAUCAAGAUGACGGCGUCGAGAAACUAACCCCUGACAUUCUUUCCCUUCCGGCAGACGUCUUUCUCCUAGUCACCGACGCUAUUCUUGAGGCCGAGACCCUUGAUAUGAACCAGGGUGUGGGGAAAGGCCUUACUAUAUAUGACCACAUAAAAUUCUUCGGCAAAGGUGAAUUUUGGUGGCAGUCAUGGGAUCAGGUGGAGUUGAAUCGGGGCGCGUUCGACAGAUGGAAAGAUCUAGCACGCUUCGGAGCGACUUGCAAGACGCUCUAUUUGAUGGUGACCCCCAUAUUGUAUCGAUCUGAUGCAAAGUACAACUACUCCUCUGCGUUGAUGAUAUCUGCAAGGAAGGGCGUACUUAGUGGAGUUCUUAGGUCUCUGGAGUACGGAAAGGCCGACCCGAACAUGGAUGAUCACACUCUCUUCUUCCACUGGGCUCGGGUACACGGAGUAUCCCAGAAGCUCCCGCCACUGAAGAUUUCGAGGGAAUGCGUCUUACCCUCCCUUACCCCCUUGCAUCUUGCAUGCUUCUAUGAUCAUCCCGAAAUCGUCGAAGCACUUCUGAAUCACCAAGCCGAUAUUAAUAAAAGGGCCCACGCAUGGUGUACUAGAGAGAUUGAAGGACCUUACCGUCCAUAUGCCCAGGAUGUUAUGUUUGGGGUCACAAAAUGGGAAUUUGUCGCCGACAAGCAGACACAUAGUCCAAUGCCUCUAUUCGGAGCGAAUGCGCUCUUUUUCGCGUUCAAGGCAACUCAGUACAACUGUGACUGUUCCGGAUGCACGAAAUGGGCCUUCAUGGAAGGUCUUAAAGGAAUCAAGAAAGAUGCUAUUGCGCAUGAUGCAAAGGCUGUUAUGAAAGGUUCCCAUACAUGGGAUAUCGACACGUGCGACGAGGAGAAACCGGCAUGUUCACGGUGCCGACGCCUCAAGUACGUCUGCCCCGGCUACCCAGACCAGUGGACCCUAGUCCUUCGCCAACAGGACACACACGCCAAGGAGCAUGUGCGAAAGAGAGUCGAGAAGGCUCAGAGGCGUCGAGCUGAGGCUGGUGGAGGUCAGCUGCAAGGGAGAAACAUCACUUCACCGCCGCCGGCCUGGACGCCAUUUGUCGGCCCUGAGACGCCGAGUGUCUACAAAUUCUUCACUGACUACACCUCGAGGUCUGGCAUUGCUUACCUCACAUCUUUGAAAGACUGCUAUGCCUUGCAGCCUGCUUCGUGUCUUUCCAAUGCCAUUCACGCCGCAGCGCUGGCCAGCGUGGCCCGCCAGCGCUCCGAAGUCGGGCUAAUGGAUCGCGCGCGACUGACAUAUGGAAAGGCGAUACGCGAGGUGAACAGGGCAAUCCAGGAUGAGGGUCUGCUGGCAGACCUCUUCACGACAUCUUACAUGAUCCCUCCCCUCUGGUUUGAACUUGAAGCGUUCAUCAACUCUCUUGGCCGGGGUUCUUUGCUGGAUCCCUUGGUUCGACGAGCCGUGGAUAUUAAGAUCCGUUUCAUGUCCGCAACAUUAGGGCAAGCCUCUGAUUCUCUCACAGACAUCGCCAGAUCAGGCGUUUUGGUGGCUCAAGACCUCCAAGAUGCUGCCAACAGCGUAAACUUCGACCCCAAGUUCGACGGUCCGCCGCCCGCCGUGUUCAAUGCACUUAUUAGCAUCUCGAGCGCCACCCACGCCGCUGUCGCAAGAUGCCUCUAUCUGACAGUCCGACUACACAUCUCUGAAAUAAUCUCAAAAGCAACCAGUGACUCAUUGGACGACAUGAGCAUGCAUCUCGACCAGCAGCUGUUAAGCAUGCCAGCUGCUGCACCUUCUCUAGUGAAUGAACUAGGCAAGGCGCUCGGCUGUGAUGGGGGGCCGACCCAGGACGGCCCAGGCGUGGGCAUGCUAGUCUUUUCACUCCUCUGGCCGAUGACGGCCAUGCUUCAGUCUAAUCUGGUUGACGAGUACAGUAAAGGCUGGGUCGCGUGGAGGCUUCGGGAGCUCAGCGCUGCCUGUGGAUUUGGCCUCGCGGAAACUAUCGUCUCACAGAUGGUGCCUGGUGGCGCUCAAAUUGAACCAGCUACAUGA
This is a messenger RNA of Colletotrichum siamense, 2076 nucleotides long. RefSeq lists its product as uncharacterized. NCBI's taxonomy places the organism in Eukaryota, Fungi, Ascomycota, Sordariomycetes, Glomerellales, Glomerellaceae. The transcript is spliced from 4 exons. The record is from RefSeq and is a predicted model, not a curated record. Gene Ontology annotation, molecular function: protein binding; zinc ion binding; DNA-binding transcription factor activity, RNA polymerase II-specific. The coding region runs from base 1 to 2076 and encodes 691 amino acids. Gene Ontology annotation, biological process: regulation of DNA-templated transcription.